Benincasa hispida (wax gourd) is the source of this 1473-nucleotide messenger RNA. RefSeq names its product WD-40 repeat-containing protein MSI2-like. Lineage: Eukaryota; Viridiplantae; Streptophyta; Magnoliopsida; Cucurbitales; Cucurbitaceae. Gene Ontology annotation, molecular function: protein binding. The record is from RefSeq and is a predicted model, not a curated record.
AUCUUCAUGGAAGCCCAAGAAUUUUAGCGGGAAAAGGGUUUCACGAAGCUCAGUUGGAAUCGGAGAAAGAACAAUGGCGGCAGAACAAGAUGGCGGUGUCGACGAAGUGGUGGAGGAAUUCUCCAUCUGGAAGAAGAACUCUCCAUACUUGUACGAUCUUCUCAUUUCCCACUCGCUUGAAUGGCCAUCUCUCACCGUCGAUUGGGUUCCAUCCGCCCCAUUUCCUCACCAGGCCAACCCAUCUCUCGCCGUCCACAAGCUCGUCCUUGGAACCCACACAUCGGAGGACGUUCCCAAUUUCCUCAUGGUGGCCGAUGCUAUUUUGCCCGUCAAAGCAUCCGAAACCAGAAUCGACAUUAGUGGGGAAAACCCCAUUAUGCCAAAGAUAGAGAUAACCCAGAAGAUACGUGUUGAAGGGGAGGUGAAUAGAGCGCGAUGCAUGCCGCAGAGCCCAGAAAUUGUUGGUUCAAAAACGAGUGGUUGCGAGGUGUAUGUUUUCAAUUGUGCUAAACACGGGGAGAAGGCUCAGGGAGCUGAGUGCGAUCCUGAUUUGAGAUUGAGGGGUCAUGAUAAAGAGGGUUAUGGAUUAUCUUGGAGCCCGUUUAAGGAGGGUUACCUCUUAAGUGGCUCAAAUGAUCAGAAAAUCUGUUUGUGGGACGUGUCUUCCAUGGCCGACAAGAAUGUGCUUGAUGCAAUGCACGUUUAUGAGGCUCAUGAAAGCGUCGUCGGUGACGUGUCAUGGCAUUUGAAGAAUGAGAACUUGUUCGGAUCUGUAGGCGAUGAUUGCUUGUUGGUGAUAUGGGAUUUGCGCACAAACAAAUCUGUGGAUUCUGUUCGAGCUCACGAGGAGGAGGUGAACUAUGUUUCUUUCAAUCCAUAUAAUGAAUGGAUUUUAGCAACGGCGUCAUCAGAUACCACGGUGGGUCUGUUUGAUCUGCGGAAGCUCGCUGAACCACUGCACGCUCUUAGCAGCCACACGGAGGGAGUGUUUCAAGUGGAGUGGGAUCCGAAUCAUGAAACAGUGUUGGCAUCUUCUGGUGAUGAUAGAAGGUUGAUGGUGUGGGAUCUAAACAAUAUAGGAAAUGAGCAAGAUGGAGAUGCUGAAGAUGGGCCUCCAGAGCUGUUGUUUUCACAUGGAGGACACAAGACUAAAAUAUCAGACUUCAGUUGGAACAGCAAUGAGCCAUGGGUCAUUUCAAGCGUGGCUGAAGAUAAUUCAGUUCAGGUUUGGCAAAUGGCCAAAAGUAUUUACCGAUGACAUUUACUACCCAAAGUUUAUUAGAUCCAUUUCUCAACUUAUUUAUCUUAAAGGUUUUUAUUAGAUCUAUUGCUCAACUUAUUUAUCUAGGUUUUCAGAUAAUAUUAGGUUGUUGUCAUCUUCUUCUUGUGUCGCUUGUAUCAGUGUAUUUUAUGUUUUUGUUGCUGUUUGGACAAAGAUUUUCUCAAUUACCAACACAGUACUAAUUUGCCUAU